AUGGUGAACUUCCUCCAGCGCGUGGUGCACAAUGAUGCCAUGAAGUCGGAUCCGACCGAGAUUUACGGCUGGCGCGUCUACAUGCUGGCCUGUUCCGCCUGCUUCGGCGGCAUGCUGUUCGGCAUGGACAUUGGCAUCAUCGGCGGCGUGCUUGAGCUGCCCGCCUUCCAGGCCGAGUACGGGCUCGCCCACCUCGACAAAACUGGCAUCGCCAACCUGUCGGCCAACAUCGUCUCCACCCUCCAGGCCGGUUGCUUCGCCGCCUGCUUCGUCACUUCCUGGCUUGCCGACAAGUACGGCCGUCGCGCUUCGCUGUUGCUGGCUGCCGCCGUCGCCAUUGUGGGCUGCGUCAUGCAGGCUGCUGGCAGUGGUCACCUGGCUGUCAUGUACAUCGGAAGAUUUGUUGCCGGUCUCGGUGUCGGUGCUGCGUCCAUGGUUGUCCCGCUGUACAUCUCUGAGAAUUCGCCUCGCGCAAUCCGUGGCGGUCUUACUGGAAUCUAUCAGCUCUUCAUUGCCACUGGUACCAUGUUGUCUUUCUGGACCAACUACGGUGCCAUCAAGCACUUGCACGGCAACACCACCUUCGUUGUACCGCUGAUUGUCCAAGCCAUCCCGGCCAUCUGUCUUCUCGUGAGCAUGUGGCUCUGCAACGAAUCGCCCCGUUUCCUGGCCAAGCAGGACCGUUGGGAGGAGGCCACCUCCGUCCUUACCCGCAUCCGCCAGCUGCCCGCCUCCCACCCCUACGUACAAGCAGAGAUCAGCGAAAUCGCCGAGCAGCUUGAGCACGAGCGCCGCCUCAUCGGCGGAGCCUCCCUCAAGGACCUGCAGAGGGAGAUGUGGCUUAUUCCUGGCAACCGCAAACGUGCUCUGCUCACCAUCGGCCUGAUGGUCUGCCAGCAGAUGACGGGCACCAACGCCAUCAACUACUAUGCCCCCAUGAUCUUCCGCGGUCUCGGCAUCCCCUCCGCCGAGACCGGCCUCUUCGCAACCGGCAUCUACGGCGUCGUCAAGAUGGUGACGUGCGCGUGCUUCCUGCUCUUCGUCGCCGACUCGCUGGGCCGGCGGCGGUCGCUGCUGUGGACGUCUAUCGCGCAGGGCACGUGCAUGUACUACAUCGGCAUCUACGUGCGGGUGGCGCCGCCCAAGGACGGCGCGCCGGUGCCCCCGGCCGGCUACGUCGCGCUCGUGUGCAUCUUCCUGUUCGCGGGUUUCUUCCAGUUCGGCUGGGGCCCCGUGUGCUGGAUCUACAUUUCCGAGAUCCCCACGGCGCGGCUGCGCUCGACCAACGUCGCCCUCGGUGCCGCAACGCAGUGGUUGUUCAACUUUGUUGUGGCGAGGGCUACGCCGAAUAUGUUGGCUACAAUGGGGAAGGGUGGGUUUGGCGCUUUCUUCACAUACGGCACCUUCUGCUUCAGCAUGUUCCUCUUCGUCUGGUUCUUCGUGCCCGAGACCAAGGGCCUGUCGCUCGAGAGCAUGGACGACCUCUUCGGCGUCACCGAGCUCGUCAAGGACGUCGAGGCCCACGAACACGAUCACGACAACGGUCGCAGCUCCCCCGCCGCCCCUACCGCCGCCGAGGAGAAGACGGGGAUCGAGCAGGUCAAAAUCGUGCCGGCUUCGCCCGAGGCGGCGCGCAAGGAUUAG
This is a messenger RNA of Diplodia corticola, 1644 nucleotides long. RefSeq names its product general substrate transporter. Gene Ontology annotation, biological process: transmembrane transport; carbohydrate transport. The transcript has 6 exons. Gene Ontology annotation, molecular function: carbohydrate:proton symporter activity. NCBI's taxonomy places the organism in Eukaryota, Fungi, Ascomycota, Dothideomycetes, Botryosphaeriales, Botryosphaeriaceae. Bases 1 to 1644 code for a protein of 547 amino acids. Gene Ontology annotation, cellular component: membrane. The record is from RefSeq and is a predicted model, not a curated record.